ACAAAAAAUUCAAAACUCGCUUGCAAAUGAAGUCACUAAAUUCAAGUUUUAAUGCUGAAGCACUAAUUAAAAGAAAAGCUAUAUUAGAAAAAAACAAAUAACUUGAAGCUGUUGUACAAUGGUAUAAAGAAAACAAUGUAAGAGGACAUGCUGCAAUUAAAACAAGACAAUAUCCACUUAUUAAAGAUCGUGAAACAAUAAACCGUAGACUUGAUGGGAAAAUAGUCAAUGGUCUUGAAAGACAGUACUGUGCAAUUCUCUUGGAGGAAGAAGAGAUGUCAAUUGUUUCAUACAUUAAGAGUAAAAAUCGAGCAAUGCAAGGCAUAAACAAAGCAGAAAUAACAAAACUUGUCCUUGAUGUCCUGAAAGUUAGACAAUACACAAAUAAAAGAUUGAAAGAUGGCAGAAAAUUCAUAGCAUUAACUGCAAAUGCAAAAAACGCUUUGACAAAAAACAAGUAUUUAUGUUUCUUAUAUAUAUUUUUAAAAGGUAGUAAUAGUCAACAUGUUAAGAUAUAAAGAGAUUGCUUGUAGUUCCAGGAGUUGAAGCUUUGUAAGAGAAGCUUUUUUAGUUAAUUUUUUAUUUUUGUUUUAAACACAGUGUGGGUUAAUCGUUUUGGAUGCGCUUUAAAGCUAAGAAUCCAAGCUUAACACUCAAGCGACAAGGAAAUGUGUCAAUAAAUAGAGCUCUCAAUUGCACGAGGGAAAUGGCAUGUUUCCACCUUGACGCUCUUGCAGAAGAAUUGAUUGAGACUGACAUUAUGACUGAAGCAGUACAAAAAGGGACAGGAGUUUGGUCUGGAAAUAUUGAUACAUGCAGAAUAUUUAAUCACAAUGAAACACCACAGUUCAUCAAUUUUGGUGUUGAUGGUAUUCCUGCUGGCCUUGUUUUUGCUGCAAAAAGGGAAACGUGCUGUAAAAUGAUCAGAGAGAACCAUGAAUGCGUCACCAUACAUCCUCUAGUAUCAUUUUCAGGAGACCUUUGUGUCUGUCAAGUACUUUUUGGUACCGUUGGAAUAACUAAUCAAAUGGCUCCAAAGGAAGCUGUGGUAAAUAUUCCGCAUCUUCUGAUAACAACUUGCAACCAUGGUGUAUCUGAUCACAAUUCGUUAUUAGAUAUGUACAAAGAGUUUGAUAAAUAUCUUACUGAAAAAAUAGUGGCACGACCAGUAGGUUUGCUUUCUGAUGGGCAUUGUUCACGUUUUAAUUUUGAUGUCUUAAAGUUUUUACAAUCAAAAAACAUACGUAUGUUCUUAACUCCACCAGAUACCACUGGUGUGACACAGCUUUUAGACCAACUCAACAAAAACCUUCAUCAUGAGUAUCGUGGUAUGAAAGAAAACAUUUUUACUGAUUUCAAUUAA
Messenger RNA from Hydra vulgaris (swiftwater hydra), 1363 nucleotides. Lineage: Eukaryota; Metazoa; Cnidaria; Hydrozoa; Anthoathecata; Hydridae. The record is from RefSeq and is a predicted model, not a curated record.